GUGAAGCAAAACCACACAAUGUUGCAACCCUCUUCCUCUUAUUUUUUUCACUCCAUCACAGUUAAACUGAAUUACUUAAACAUCUCAUUCUCAGACGCAAAACUGGAACAAUGUCUACUGUAUGUGUUUGAACAAGAUUCCUGAAACCUUUGGCUCUUUGGGUGGCACUGUAGCCUCACGCUGUCAGGGAUGAGGUCAUCCUGACCUGGUCGCACUCUGUCAGUUCCUGAUUUCUCCCAACUGUUCGGUGUAAGAUCACCUCGUCCUGCCCACCCACUCUCAGUUCCCGUGUUAGUCAGCUUUGAAAUCAUCAAUAUUUUCCCAUAAUGGAAUUUGGUGUAUUUUCCAUUUUACUGGUGAUGACCAGCCUGGCUCAUUAUACAGCUGGAAAUGUUCCACACAUCAUUACAGAUCCACAUGUUAAUGCUGACCUGGGUGGUGAUUUCACACUGAACUGUAGGCUGAGUGUGAGCAAUACCAACGUGAUACAGGUUGAGUGGUCAUGGGGAUCAUCAGAGAAGCCUGAAGAGAAAAUUGUUGUUUUUAAAAAAGGGUCUGAGGCAAAUUACCCAAGUCUCAAAUUCAGUGACAGAAUAACUUUUUUCAGUCACUCCCAGCAUCAUGUGUCCAUCCGAAUCUCAGACGUGAUAAUGAAUGACACCGGAAACUACGUCUGUCAGUACACCACCUUCCCCAGCGGCAGCUUUCAAGCGACCACCACAGUCACUGUAACAGAGCCCUCCCAUGGAGCUUCCCUUUGGAUUGUGGGAACUGUCAUGGCUGCCCUGCUGUUCACAGUCCUGCUGGCUGCCGCUGUGUAUGUCACCCUAAAACAUGCCCGGAAAACGACCAGCGCAAGAAGCCGCCCAGAUCAGACCACCAAUGAUCAAGAUAAGGAUUUAAACUAUGCAGAAAUUGGUUUCUUCAGGAAAGCAGGCAGCACGAAGGUUCCCCAGUCCAAACCAGACGUAGAGUAUGGAGAAGUGAUCUUUCCCAGCCAAGUGUCAAGCGCCCAUCUUCCUUCAGGUGGACCGAACGCGGACAGGGACACAACUUACGCCGAGACCAAGAGGGCCUAACCACUCCGGACUGAGCUCUGAUGCUUCAUUACAUGUGACAUUGGUUCAUUAAGUAAAGUGUUCUAUUAACUGCCAGAUAUUGCUGUUGUUCGCUUGUGCCCCUAUUGCUGAUAGACAGGGUCAGCAAGCUACAUGUUUCCUGGUUCGGCCUGCGUGUGGUAUGAUAAUACCAGUGAAUAAAUGCUGUGCAGAACAGA
This is a messenger RNA of Paramormyrops kingsleyae, 1276 nucleotides long. NCBI's taxonomy places the organism in Eukaryota, Metazoa, Chordata, Actinopteri, Osteoglossiformes, Mormyridae. The record is from RefSeq and is a predicted model, not a curated record.